Molecule: messenger RNA, 5525 nt
Organism: Dicentrarchus labrax (European seabass)
Lineage: Eukaryota; Metazoa; Chordata; Actinopteri; Moronidae
Gene: ciita
Product: class II, major histocompatibility complex, transactivator
Exons: 23
Coding region: 52-5052 (1666 amino acids)
Biological process (GO): positive regulation of MHC class II biosynthetic process; positive regulation of MHC class I biosynthetic process; inflammatory response
Molecular function (GO): protein binding
Source: RefSeq, a predicted model, not a curated record
ACUAGUGGCUGUUGCACUAGACAUCAAUGUCCGGGGAGCAGACACGCCACCAUGGCCCAGUUCGAGGAGGUUCUGGACGGAGUGCGGCUGGUUCUGACCUGGGCCUCUCCUCCUGAGAUCCAAGCUCUGCUGGAGGGUUUGGUGGAGGAGCGGAUCAUCUCAGAGGCUUACAGCAAGUGCUUGAGUCUCCACCGAGUCACUGCGGGGGUCACACCUGAGCCAGCUCACAGCAAAACGCCAUGUAAAACAGGAUCUGAUCUGAUGAAUUCUCUAGGAUCACCCACCCACGAUCACCUCAUCCAAGGUCAAUUCAGCCAGGUCUGCAGACAAUCUGCCACCACCAAUCACAACCAGAUCGGAUCGGAGUCUGAUGAACAUAACAGCGCAAGGUCCUGGCCAAAUCCACCAGUGAUGGACGGGCACUACCUCAGUAAAGGAGUCUUUUCUACACAGAUAGUAUACGACUACAACUGCAGUUUCAGAUCAGAUGACGAAAUUACAGAACUGCUGAGAAGUGCAGAAUUGAUGCAGAAGCCAGAAUGUGAUAAUGAAAGAAUAAAUGAGGGGAAUUCUGAAAUUGAGAAGGAGUGGUUAGAGCAGGUAGAGGAGGCAGCUAGGAAGAUAGCUGUGCCUCUGUGGCAGCACUGGGACAGAGCGGGGAGGAUGUUGCUGUCGCUGAUUCCUUCUUUGACUACUUGCUGUGCAACAAGUGAAAUUACAGUAACAGACAGUGAAGCACUAUGCCCUGUUCUGAAUAUGGAAGAGGAAACUGAGCUUGCAAUUGUCUGCAGGACUCUAGAUUUGUACGCUGACAACUUUAACUCUACAGAGGCAAAGAUUAAAGACCCAGACUUUACACAGGACAGUGAAGGAGCAACUGACACACCAAAGGGACCGUAUUCCUCUACAUACGAGAUUGGAUUGGACACUGAUCAUUUUGACAUCUCUGGAGCAGCAAGAAAUGCCUCACCUGUUGAAGUCUGUGUGGCAACAGACACAAACAACAACAUCACAGACAGGCUGGAGGCUGGUGUCGACGUCUGCGGGUUAGUUAACAGGACAAAAGACAAAACAGAGGACCUGCUCUGUCUGACAGGAGAUUCACAGUGUGGCUUUCCAGGAUUUAUAGAAGACUUUGCACAUUUAUUUGCUUCCUAUACACCAAAAGAUACUCACACUGAGGCACAAGAUAACUCAUUUUACUCAAGUAUAGAUUACAACAUGACAUUAAGCGUUCUAGACAAUGUGGAAAAUGUUUUCAGUGCUGCUAAUAGCACAAAAACGUGCAGCACUGUUGACAUAAGAGACUUCUAUGAGAAUAAAGAGGACGAGGGGAGGGUGGAGUCCCACUGGGGAUCCAAAAUGCAGGAAGUGGAUCAGGACCCGUAUAUCUGUUCUGACAUGGGCAGUAUACCAGAUGCCAGGAUGCAGGAAGUGGCUCUGGAUCCGUAUGUCACUCUUGAUUUGGGAGAUUUGCCAGAUGAUUUAUCUGAAUACUUGAAUUAUAAUGAAGAUAACCUGGGGAAGAUAAUGGACACAGAUCUGUUCUUUGGCGAUUCGUUGUUGAACUGUAUGGAUGAACUCACCAACUUCAGUGACGUACCCAUGCCAAAAGAGCUGCCCAGCCCAGACAGCCACGAACAGAGGCAGACGGACACACUAACAGACAAAAGAAAUAACAGGAGAAAAAGACCCAGAGUUCCCCGGUCGCAACGGUGCUCUGAUGAGAACACACCAUCUAGACCAAAAAGGCAAAGAGCUGCAGGUCGACCAGAAAUCAAAAAGGCACAGGUUAAGCCAACUGUCAACCAAGGCACUGACACAGGAUCACAGCCAGCAGAGAUGGCAGGCCUCUCCACCACUCCACCAAGAAUCCUUCAUCUCCCUCCCUCCAUUCAGUUUAUCACCAUCCCAGACAAUUCAGCAUACCAGGUUGUUCAGACACUGGGGUUCUCUUCUCCGGUUAUUAGUUUUCCCAACACAGCUGCUCCUACUUACAUAUUUGUUCCUGCUGCCUCACCACCUUACAAACGCCAAGUGCCACCCCUCUCCCCAGUGGAUAGUGCAGUAGCACCAGUCAGAAUGAGUUCAUCCCCACCAGGAUCUUUGUCAGACACUGCUAGCAAAGCCAUGUCUCCCACUUGUGUCUCACCCCUCUCCCCCAACCAUGAGCUGUCCACAUGUAAGGAAUCACCUGUUCCUCAGUCUCCCACUGUUCUUGAUAUCCCACAGGUUGUAAAGGACUACAUUCAGGAAUCCAAAGCCCACAUGAGUCAAACCUGCCAGGAUAUGGAAGCAGGCCUUACCCUAACCUCUCAUUACGUGGAUGUACAAGUUAGCCAGAGAGAGAUCUUUCGCUCUGGAAAAAACACAAACAGGACGUUGGAUAAGGAGCUAGUCAUCAUGGGACAUACAGAUCGGCAAAAAAGCUUGUUGGGGCAGAGUCAGAUCUUCAAAGACUCCAGUGGAGACAAACCCAAACGCUACAUAUUGCUACUUGGCAAUGCUGGCAUGGGAAAAACCACACUGAUCAGGAAGCUGUGUCUUGACUGGUCAAAGGACUGCAUCCCACAGUUUGACUUUGUCUUCCUAUUAGACGGCAAAGCACUGACUUUAACAGAGCCGACCUUUAGCCUUCAGACACUCCUAUUAAACCUCUCCUCCUUUUCCCCUCCCUGCAUGGACCCAGAGGCAGUGUACGCUCAAAUCCUUGCUGCUCCUAAGCGUGUGCUCAUCAUUUUUGAUGGGUUUGACGAGUUGCGCGACUAUGAAACGCUACUCCAGGCUCAAGAAAAAGACGUGAUAACGUCAUUGCAGAGAGACAGUAAAGCACAGACAUAUACAGUUAGACAGUUAUACUCUGCCAUCCUUCAGAGAGUUCUCCUUCCAGGUUGCACUCUUCUGCUCUCUACCCGACCAAGAGGCACAGCCAGCCAGCUACUAAGGCGGACAGACAGCUUUUUGGAGAUGUGUGGCUUCACCCCAACAGACAUAGAGACAUAUUUGUCCCAGUACUUUACUGAUCCCGACCUCAGAGCAUCUGCUUUGGACAGCUUAAAAAACAGCAACUACAUACAUCUCCUCUGCUGGAACCCUGGACUAUGUCGGUUGGUUUGCUUGGUCUUAGAGCAGUCCAAAAGUUUGGGGGUCCUUCCAAGAACUUUAACUGAGCUCUGCCAUCAAGUGGUUCAUCUGAAAAUGGAAGAGGACAGUAAGACCACACACUCACAGGCUGAACCUGAAACACAAAUAUCUGUGGAAUCUGUAGAAGAAACUCAGACACAAAUCUCAAGUUGUUCUCAAGGGAAGAGGUGUCACCAAAAUGCUCGGACAAAGUCCAGAGCGCGAGUUCACACUCGCACUCAAAGAGGAAGGAGGACAAAAAAGAAGGAGAAAGAGGAAGAUGAAGUGGACGGAGAUGAGAUGCAUGUGAGUGGAGGGGAAGUAGAUAGAACAGAGGCGAGAGAGUUGCUGUCCCAGCUGAGUACUUUGGCCUGGGAGGGGGUCAAAGCAAACUCCUCCAUCGUUCCCACUGGACGGACCAUAUCUCCCAAGCUCAAGGCAUUCGGCCACAGGACAGGACUCUUCUUCUCUUACCAACUGAGGACAAAGCAGGUCGUCUCAAGUGGUGAGAAGAAGGGAGGAGGAGAGAAUGGAGAAAGUGGAAACAAAGGGAGUACAGACAUUGAAAACGCUGAUGACUACAUCUUGUUGUGGACAAAUCCUUUCCUUCAGAGUUACCUCGCAGGGGUCCAUUUGUCUCUAUCAAGGACUGUAUCAGACCGCACCUUCCUCCAGACUCUCCCUUUCCAGUCAGGCUCAAAGGCACGUCGGCGCCCUCAAAGGGAGGAGCUCGAACUCACUCAACGAUUUGCAGUCGGGCUUCUGUUCUACAACAGGACAGAGCUGCAAAGGCUUCACACGUACACACAGACUGCCUUUAGAGAUAUGGUGGUCAGCAAGCAGGCUUUAGUAACAAAACACCUUGAAGGUCUUUCUCAUGGUGACCUGAGCCCCGCUCAGAUCCUGGAGGCUUGUCACUAUGUUUAUGAGGCAAGUUCCAUGCAUGGUGAUGGUAGCAGAGACAGUGGCAGCACAAGAUUAGUUGCUCACCUGGCAGCAAAUCUUCCAGAGGUCCUGACAUUUCAUGGAGUCCCACUCAACCCAGCGGACGGGUUUGCUGUGCAGAAAGUUCUCGAAAGGGGUGGAACCGAAGGUAGAAGUUUUUGUCUGGAUCUGGAGGAUUCUGGGAUACAGAUCUCUGGACUCAGAGCUCUGGUGGGGCUCAACAACAUCAGCACAUACAGGGCAUGCAUUGCUGAUGUCAUCUCCUUAUGGGAGCAGCUGGAGCAGAGUGGUGAGGAAGGGCUCCAACAAGGGGCCGUCUCCAAAUUCAAGAUUCACCCCCUGAAAGCUACACAACUGUGUCACAUAGAGCACCUGGCCAAGCUGGUGAACAUACAUAUGCACAAGAGGCUGUCGGACAGCUCUAGUCAAUCAGAUUCCAUCUUGGCAGAGGGAGUACCAGCUGUUAAAGAGCUACACAAGCUGGAGUUUGAGCUUGGUGCAGAGAAUGGUCCCCUGGCUCUUCCCAAGCUGUGGGAGCUCCUGCCAGGUCUACAUAACCUGCAGCACUUAGAUCUAGAGAACAGUAAGAUAGGGGACAAAGGAGCUGAGAAAUUGGCUGAUGCUUUAGUCUCACUCUGUUUCUUGGAGGUACUCAAUCUGUCACAGAAUUGUAUAGGAGACCACGGGGUGAAGAAACUGGCAGCCACACUGAGGGAGCUUCCCAAACUGCACUGUUUAAGUCUUUACAGUAAUGUGAUUUCUGAUGAAGGGGCAGAGAGUUUAGCAGCUGUCCUGCCACACAUGGCUUCCCUCACUAACCUGGACGUGAAGUAUAACAAGCUAACAGAUGUCGGAGCACAAAGCCUAGGAGUCAGUUUGAGGAACUGUAAAAAAAUGAAGACCCUGAGGAUGUGGAACCAGUGCAUUCCAUACGGAGUGUUUGAGAGACUUCAGCAGCAGGACAACCGGAUCCUUUGCCAUUAGAAUAGAAACUUCUGAACUACUAAGUCACAAGCUUUUUAUCAUGCAUGUCGUGGAUGUUUACACUACACAAUACAUUUUCUAAAGCAUGUAUUUUUGAGGAACAGUAACCAAAGAGUGAGUGAGUGAGUGAGUGAGAGAGUGAGUGAGAGUGCACACAAAUAAAACAAACUAGAAACUUUUUUGCUGCUUUAUUCAUCACUUCACCUUGCUGGAGAUUCCAGUCAGUUCAGGGAAAUAAUUAAUCCUUCAGCACCACACUGGAUGUGUGUAUGGGUGUGUUAAACUUGGUUCGAAUUCAAAAAGCACAUUUGCACUAUGGUAUUUUUGAUAAUGGCUAGUUUGUAUGUUGUGCCACUGUAAUUAUUUUUUUCUUAUGUGUUGUGUGCUCUCCUUCUGUGGCUGUACAUUAUAGAUUGCUUAACAAUUACCUGGCACUUUAACGUAAAUAAAAUACUUCAUGUUGUCAUCAGCUA